UUUUCUUUUCUCACACACUUUCUUUUAUAUAUAACCUUUUUUUUUUUUCUUUUCAUUCGUUAUGCCUGGACCUGCUACUUUUUUCACUUUGGGUGCUGUUGGUGUUGCUGGUGCAAUGGGUUACAGACGAAGAAGUUCACAAGCCAAUGCUGAAGAGAAUCCAACGGAUAUGUCUCCACAUGCCAUGGCUAGACGACGGUCCUCUACAGUGCAACCUGAUGCCUAUUGGGAUCAAAAUAGACAAGCUGAUUAUCAAUGGCGUCGAGAUUAUGGUGCCAACUUUAGUCAUAAUUCACAAAAGAAAUUCCCUGCUGAUAUCACUCAGAAACAAAAUAAAUAAAUAAAUAAAAAAUUUUAAAUCACUGUUUUUCACAUCAAAA
Molecule: messenger RNA, 380 nt
Organism: Halteromyces radiatus
Lineage: Eukaryota; Fungi; Mucoromycota; Mucoromycetes; Mucorales; Cunninghamellaceae
Exons: 1
Coding region: 62-340 (92 amino acids)
Source: RefSeq, a predicted model, not a curated record